UUGUGUCUGUAAAGAUCAUCUAUCUCACUGUGUCGCAUUGAUGCUUUCUUUUCUACCACUUCAUGGGCUCAUCGAUUCCUUCCCAGGAAUUUGCCUCUUCAUCAUCCAAACUCCCAUGGAUGUACGAUGUGCUCAUCAACUUUACCGGAGACAAAAUCCGUAACAAAUUUGUUUCCCAUCUAGAUUCUGCCCUUUCUAGUGUUGGAUUUACCACUUUUCUUCACCACCACAAUGCAGUGAAGCCAAUGCACAUCCAACAACAACAACCUAUUCUGGAUCUCUGUCGAGUAGCAAUUGUUGUUUUCACCAAAACCUACUCUCAAUCUGCUUGGUGUCUUUAUGAACUUCAACAAAUCAUUGAAUGGCACGAAUUUUAUUGCCGACAUGUUUUGCCCGUAUAUUACGAAAUUUCACCAUCUGAUGUACGUCUUCAGAAGGGUGAUUUUGGAAAAGCCUUCGAAGCUACUGCAUGUCAAACCUUUUCAAGACAACAACUCGAGCAUGGGAUAUCCAGGUGGAGCCACGCACUCACCAAAGCAGCAAAUUUCUUUGGAUGGGAUGAGAGCAAUUACAGGAGCGAUGCUGAACUAGUAGACAAAAUUGUUAAGACUGUUCUUAAUUUAUCAGUCUUAUCUGCUACUAAAUUUCCAGUUGGAUUACAACCCAAGGUACAAGAUCUUNUUCGAACUAUCAAANAUAAAUCCACGGAAGUUUGUACAAUAGGGAUAUGUGGAAUGGAAGGAUCUGGUAAAACCACCCUUGCCAAAGCUAUCUACCAUCAAAUUCAUGGUACAUUCACGGAGAAAAGUUUCAUUGAAGUUACUCUAGAAGGUAAAGGAAUAAGAAGUUGUGUUAGUUUACAAGAACAACUUCUUUCAGAUGUCUUAAAAACAAAGGUGAAAAUACCUGGAGAUGAGAUGGGAAGAUGUAUGAUUCGAGAAAGACUUAAUGGGAAAAGGGUGCUCAUUGUACUUGACGAUGUGAAUCAGUAUGGUCCAUUAGACCUGUGGGAAACUAGUUCAUGCUUCGGUGAAGGUACUGUAAUAAUCAUUACAACAAGAGAUGAAUACCUACUUAGGAGACAUCAAGCUGACUCUGUUUUUCGGAUAAAUCUAAUGAACGAAAACGAGUCUCUUGAGCUUCUUAGUUGGCACGCAUUUAGAGAAGCAAAACCAAAAGAAGAAUACGAUUACCUGGCAAGAAGAGUAAUUUUUCAUUGUAGAGGACUACCUCUGACUCUUGAAGUCAUUGGAGCUUAUUUAUUUGAAACGAGCAGAAAAAAAUGGGAAGUUGUAUGGUAUAAAUUAGGGAAAAUUCCGUAUGACAAUGUUCAACUGAUAUUAAAAAUAAGCAUUGAUGGUUUACGCAAUGAAAUGGAAAAAGCUUUAUUCCUUGAUGUUUGUAGAUUCUUUGUUGGUAAAAGCAAAGCUUAUGUUACGAAGAUCCUAGACGGCUGUAAAGUAGACGUUGAUAAUGGAAUAAGAGUUUUGAUAGAGCGUAACCUCAUAAAACUUAAAAGAAACAAUAAAUUUGGAAUGCAUCAUUUGCUACCAGGAAUGGCAAUGCAAAUUGUUGCUCAAGAGCAUCCAUCAUAUGCACGGGAAGAGACUGAUGUCUUUUGGAGAUUUCCUGAUAAACUGUUUUCAACCGGAAAAGAUUGCUUCAAACCUUAUCCUUUGGAGAUAAGACACAAAUCAAGAGUGCUGAAACUCGCUGGAAAUCAUGGGUACCUUCGGAAUUCUUCAGAAUUCGUAGCUUACGACUUUAAUCUGUAUGAUGAUGCAGUAUCGAUUGAUUUAAGACACAGUUUGCUUGGACACGACUGGAAAAAACUGCAGGUUUUGGCGUGGCUAAAAGUCCUGAAUCUUAGUCAUUCCAAGUACUUAACAAAAACUCCUGACUUUUCGAGACUUCCAAGUCUUGAACAACUCAUUCUCAAAGAUUGCCCUAGAUUGCGCCAAUUACACCAAUCUAUUGGAUGUCUUUGCAAUCUUACACUGCUAAAUUUGAAGGACUGCAUAUGUCUAAGCAAUCUCCCGAGAAAGAUAUAUAUGUUGAAAUCUUUAAAAACUCUCAUUCUCUCUGGUUGUUCGAAGAUUUAUCUAAUGGAAAAGGAUAUAGUCCAAAUGGAAUCCUUGAUAUCUCUAAUUUCUGAAAAUACAGCCAUUAAACAAGUGCCUUUUUCAAUUGUAAGCUCAAGAAACAUUGGAUAUAUAUCUUUACAUCGAUUUGAGGGACUGUCACGUAAUCUUUUUCAUUUUAUCAUUCGGUCUCGGAUGUCACUAACAAUCAAUCCCCUGUCUUAUAUUCAUUCGUUCAUGGAUACGGAGGAUAAUAGUUGGGAUGUUAUCGCACCAUUCUUUAGCAGCCUUGUAAAUCUUCGAAGCGUUUUGGUUCACUGUGACCCCGAGUUUCAACUAUCUCAGCAAGUGAAAACUAUUCUGGUUGAAUAUGGCGUGAAUAUUACAGAAUCAAGAAUUUCAAAGCAUUGCUUCAGGUCUUCUUUGGUUGGUGUUGGAAGAUACAAUGAAUUCUUAAGUACUGUAUUGGAAAGCAGUGAGUCAGGUGAUGUUUCUCUUCCAAGUGACAAUGAUCCUUAUUGGUUGGCCCAUAUAGGUGAGGGACAUUCUGUUUCGUUCACUGUGCCUCAAGAUCGUGUCAUGAAGGGAAUAGUUUUGUAUGUUGUUUAUUUAUCAACCCCGGGAAUCGUGACAACUGAAUGUUUUACAAGUGUCUUAAUUGUUAAUUACACAAAGUCCACACUACUUAUGCACAACCAUGGCACAGUAAUUUCCUUUAAUGAUGAAGAUUGCCAUGAUAUAAUGUCAAAUUUAGGAUCAGGAGACAAGGUGGAGAUUUUUGUGACUUUUGGUCAUAGAUUAAUGGUCAAGAACACAGCUGUCUAUUUGAUAUGUUGUGAAUCACAAGACUUGGAAAGAGAGCCUGCGCUUAACAAAAAUUCCCUCAUUACAUUCUUUAAGAAAAUUGUAAUGUGACUUCUGCCAAUUCAUAUAUCAUCUUUGAGAACAGCAGAAUCCUUUAGUUAUGGAAUUAAUCCUAGAGUCCUCGAUUUCUACUGUUUUUUUAUCCUUUGUUUUUUCUCUAGUGCAGC
Molecule: messenger RNA, 3112 nt
Organism: Vigna radiata var. radiata (mung bean)
Lineage: Eukaryota; Viridiplantae; Streptophyta; Magnoliopsida; Fabales; Fabaceae
Product: TMV resistance protein N
Exons: 5
Coding region: 63-2996 (977 amino acids)
Biological process (GO): defense response; signal transduction
Molecular function (GO): ATP hydrolysis activity; ADP binding
Source: RefSeq, a predicted model, not a curated record